Messenger RNA from Brassica napus (rape), 1333 nucleotides. RefSeq lists its product as uncharacterized. NCBI's taxonomy places the organism in Eukaryota, Viridiplantae, Streptophyta, Magnoliopsida, Brassicales, Brassicaceae. The record is from RefSeq and is a predicted model, not a curated record. The annotation marks the transcript as partial. The transcript has a single exon.
AAUCAUCCUUUCGAUUUCGUGAAUGGGAGGAGGAGGAGGAUCAAGAUCUUCGACCCCAUCGAGCUAACACCGAAGAAGGAUGCUGGUAAGCCUGGGGAGGAGGAAGAUCACAGGAGGAAGAAGGUGAGGAAAGAAGUUGCUGCGACCGCGAGAGCCUCUGCGAAAGAUGCAACAGCGAGGGCAGGGGAUCCGGAUGAGGAGAAGUAUAGGUUGGGGUACGGUGUUGCUUGUAAAGGAGUGAAGCUUCCUUGGUACGUUGAGAACAAACGUGAGUAUGAAGAUAGAGCUGGUGGUGAAGGGGAGGAGGAGGAGGAUGGUGAACGUAGGAGUGAAUCUAAGAAGAAGAGUGGGAAGAAGAGCUUGAAGGAGCUGAGGGAAGAGCGGUUGAAGAGGGAGAGGGUUGAGAAGGAAAGAGAGAGGGCUCUUUUCAUGAAACAGAGCCAGCGAAGCGGUGGCUUUUCACGUAGGUGAGAGAGCUUCUUUUUUUUUUUUUUUUUGUUCCCAAGUGUUGCCCUUUUCAAGGUGUACUUAUAUAGAUUAAUUCACACUUUAUGAUCAAGUUAGUAUCCAAACUUAUCGUUUGUACUUCAUUUGUGUUGAUACAGUCAUGGUAGAUAGUUUUGGAGUGUGAUAAUAAUUUACCAGUUGGUAGACUCGAGCAUAUUUUGCUGUUUAGGAGAAGCAUGGUUGUCUUAAUUUUAUUGUAGCAGCAUUUAGACAUUGAAGUUGGAACUAUGUGUGUGAUAUGUACACUUGUGUCAACAUUUGCUUCCUUCUCUAAAAGUAUUAAUAGUACACGAUCAUGAACCUGGUGGCAAUUGAAUUUUUCUCCAUUUACGCUGAUAGAUUCAUGGUAGAUAGUUUAGAAUGCGUUUUGUAGACAUGACAGUCUAUUGUCCUGUCCUAAAUACGCUGAGGGCCGUAUGACACUGCUAGUUUUUGUGGUGCUUGUUUCUGUAAGUCUGUACAGAAGCUGAUGUUUGCCCAACUCCUUGUCUUCAACACUUCCCCAUUGAUGAUAAAAGAAAACAGAACCUCGUCUUUUUAACACACCAAUAUGAUCACCAUCAUGAAGAAGAGUACAAAAAUGAAUGUUCGGAAAUAAAUUAGUUUGUGAAAUGCAUGCAUGCGAUGAUUAAAUCACAAGGAUGACAAAAAAAGAUGGAAAGGAGACGUGUUGCAGAGAGAACCCUAUGGGGUUCUUCCAUUGGAGGAGGAAAAUUUUAUUUCCACUAACCAAGGUUCUAAACGUGCCAAAUCACCUUAUUUACUCUUAAUUUAAUCAUUAGAAUUCAUUACAGGUCCUAAUGGAUGGAGGUGGUCUAAUGUUUUC